CUUCUCCACCAGGAACUCGCCGUGUAAGCAGAUACAUAGAUAGGCAGUAUGCAAGCCAACACUCCUAUAUCGCCCGACCCAUACCUUGGACCUUACCUGAUAGGUACAGUGGUAACUGCUAUCUUCUUUGGUAUGCUCUGCCUGCAAUGUUGCCUCUUCUUCAGACGGACAGCCGAGUUGCAGGAAGGCUGGAUAAAACGAGCUCUGAUAGCAUCAAUAUGGUUCUUGAACGCUUUCAACCUAUUCUCUUUGAUCUGGCUAUGCUACGCUGCCAUGGUGACAAAUUUCGGCGAUCUUCGACAACUUUUAUAUGACGCAGUAAACUGGAAGAUAACAGUUACCCUCAUUUGCACUGCAUGGAGCAAUGGCAUUGUACAAGGCUGGCUUGUCUGGCGUAUCUGGAUAUGCUCCGGAAAAAAUCGUUCCAUCAUCACUCUUCUAGGUUUCGGUGUCGUUACCACUUGCUGUCUUAUAACCGCCUUAGCUGGGAAGAGGUGAGCUCAAUGCUAAGAAUCAUCUGCAGUCUGAAUUAUGCGCGUGUCGCAU
Messenger RNA from Phanerochaete carnosa HHB-10118-sp, 546 nucleotides. RefSeq lists its product as uncharacterized. The record is from RefSeq and is a predicted model, not a curated record. Bases 49 to 498 code for a protein of 149 amino acids. The transcript is spliced from 14 exons. NCBI's taxonomy places the organism in Eukaryota, Fungi, Basidiomycota, Agaricomycetes, Polyporales, Phanerochaetaceae.